UACAGAUAUUGUCUGACCACUAGUAAAGUGCGAACAUGACAGCGAAGACGUGCUGUUUGUUGUGGGUGAUAGUGCUGGCGAGUAUUCUCGCUACAGUAGUCACCGAACCUUCACGGAACUUACUACAUAAAGUAAAAGUUGAAAGACUUGAUAACAAUCAUAAAGCUCAUACGGAAGCGCACACAGGUGAUGCAUCAACCAUCGAAUCCCGGAAAAGCAAGAUCGACGCUGAGUAUAAAUCCGAACACAGCCGAAGCCGGCAUUCUGAAGAGCAUACCGAAAAUCAUUCAGACGAAUCCAGUGCGGGUGCCGAUAUUAAAAUUCAAAGUGGCAGCUCUGAGGAAUCGAAGGAGGAAAGCGCAGAAUCCCACGAAGAUGUGAGCACGACCACGGAGGCGAAGUCGGGGCUGCUCGGAUUCAACUUUAAAACGAACAUUUUCGAUGGCCUCUUCAGCGGCUUCAGUCCCGACAAAAAGAGGGAGAAAGAGAAAAAGCGGAAAGAGAGUCUAGGGAAAGAAGAGUUCAUUUCUGAAAAACUCAGGAACAUAAUUGGAAUUAAAGGCCAUAAGGAAAGCAGUGAACUACUGUAUGACUUAACGGGUCUUAGAAACGAGGCAGCCGCCAUCAAAUACAUAGAAAACUUAACCGGACUCAAAGACCGAGAUCAGAUUCACGAGUUCAUCCGAAGAUGCAGAGGAUCGAGGAGCUGGAAGUUCGUGAUAGACUUCUUGGAUCUGUUAGAAGAUACAUCUAAUGUCAGAGUUAUUGUCGAAAUAUUAAAGCAGUUGACGAAUGAAGACAAUGUUUUCAACGCUUUCGAGAUAUUGAAGACGCUGACGGGACACGCUGAUUUUGACGGAAUCUUUGAGACCUUGCAGAAGAUUUCAGGAGAGAAGAAUGCUCAUGAAAUCUGCGAUUAUUUCAAGCACGUUGCGCACACUACUGGCUUAGAUGGUGUGAAGGUGGAAGUCAAAAAGUUGAGUGGUGGCAUCGGAUCUCCUGAGCUACCCAGAGUCCUGUACGUGUUAAAACAAGAAGUCGAUAUGAAAGGCGCUUUGAACGCUUUGAUUUCGGCCACAAGAACGGGAGACGUCGGCGAAGCGAUAUUUAAAUUCGUCAAGAUAAUGCAGACGAAGACGUUCUCUGAAGCCAUUUUGCGUUUGAAAUUCGUAACGAAACAAACGUUAUUCAAAUAUGCUAUCGAAGAGCUGUUGGAAUCCAAUAAUAGAAGUAGUCUCACGGUGGUAAUUUCGGAGUUGUACAAAAUCUGCGACUGCACCAAUUUAUUGGAAGCAAAAGAGAUAUUGGGCAAGAUAUUUGAUGCUGAUAGUCUCGUGACAGUAGCACAGAAUAUAAACAAGAUGAGUAAGACUCAGGACCCAUUGUUCUUCUUAAAUUCUCUUCUCGACGUGACGCAGACCAAGAACAUCAGAGAAGCGGCCACCGUCAUCAACAAACUCACAAUAAGACAAAUGUCAACUUUGGAAAUACUCAAUCAAAUCCGAAUUAAGUCUGGGCAUGAGAACAUAAUAGAUUUCUUCAGGAAGCUGCUAGCUUUUACUGCAACUAAAUCUGUGGAAGCCGCGUGGGAUGUGUUGUCCAGCGUAACAUUUAUAACUGAUAUAUUUUUCUUCUUCGACACCGUGUUUAAGUACACAAACGUUGACGUCGUUAUAUUCUUGGAGACGAUCCUGAGGAUCACGAGCACGACUAACGUGACUGUGGCUGCUGCAUUGCUCACUAAGAUAUCGAAUAAACGAAGUUUCUUCGAAGUGAUCGAAGCGAUACACGAGAUAACGCAAAUGGACGUCGUGAAAUUCUUCGAGUUGAUUAUCACAGUCAGCAAAAGAUUCUUCUUCGAAGAGGUCGUCAUCUUAUUAGAAGAGUACACAGAUACGUAUAACUUUGUAGACGCGCUAAAGGACUUGAAAAGGGCUACAGGUCAGCCAGACAUACGCAAGGCGAUCGAUCAUAUCAAACACAACAGGCCGAGAAUAGAAAAGACCACUACAACUACUACAACCACUACAACCACGACCACCACGACCACAACGCAAAAGCCCGAAACAACGACAGCGGUACCGACCACGACGAGCACGGAGGCAAUCACCGAAACUCAAACUGAAUCGAUUCAAUUAACAACACCGAACGGAUCCGAAGUAGGUAUCACCGAGCAACCGGGAGAACAGCCAACAACGCUCUCAACGUCAGAACAAGAAGCUACCGAGCAAACAGGAGAAUCCGAAACAAAGUUGCAACCAGAACAACCGGAAAUGACAAAGCAGCCACUAGAAUCUGAUACAACGUUGCAACCAGAACGACAAGAAACAACAUUGCAACCAGAACAAGAAACAACCGAGCAACCGCAAGAGUCUAAAAUAACGUUGCAACCAGACCAACAAGAAACUACCGAGAAAUCAAGAGAAACUCAAACAACGUUGCAACCAGAACAACAGGAAAUAAUAAAGCAGCCACUAGAAUCUGAUACAACGUUGCAACCAGAACAACAGAAAACAACCGAGCAACCGAGAGAAUCUGAAAAAACGGUGCAACCAGAACAACAGGGAACAACAGAGCAAUCAAGUGAAUGCGAAACAACGUUGCAACCAGAACAACAGGACAGAACUGACCAACCAAGAGAGUCUGAUACAACGUUACAACCAAAACAACAAGAAACUACCGACCAACCACGAGAAUAUGAAACAACGUUGCAACCAGAACAACAAGUAACUACCGAUCAACCACGAGAAUAUGAAACAACGUUGCAAUCAGAACAACAAGAAACAACAGAGAAAUCAAGAGAAUAUGAAACAACAGUGCAACCAGAACAACAAGUAACUACCGAUCAACCACGAGAAUAUGAAACAACGUUGCAAUCAGAACAACAAGAAACAACAGAGAAAUCAAGAGAAUAUGAAACAACGGUGCAACCAGAACAACAAGUAACUACCGAUCAACCACGAGAAUAUGAAACAACGUUGCAAUCAGAACAACAAGAAACAACAGAGAAAUCAAGAGAAUAUGAAACAACGGUGCAACCAGAACAACAAGUAACUACCGAUCAACCACGAGAAUAUGAAACAACGUUGCAAUCAGAACAACAAGAAACAACAGAGAAAUCAAGAGAAUAUGAAACAACGGUGCAACCAGAACAACAAGUAACUACCGAUCAACCACGAGAAUAUGAAACAACGUUGCAAUCAGAACAACAAGAAACAACAGAGAAAUCAAGAGAAUAUGAAACAACGGUGCAACCAGAACAACAAGUAACUACCGAUCAACCACGAGAAUAUGAAACAACGUUGCAAUCAGAACAACAAGAAACAACAGAGAAAUCAAGAGAAUAUGAAACAACGGUGCAACCAGAACAACAAGUAACUACCGAUCAACCACGAGAAUAUGAAACAACGUUGCAAUCAGAACAACAAGAAACAACAGAGAAAUCAAGAGAAUAUGAAACAACGGUGCAACCAGAACAACAAGUAACUACCGAUCAACCACGAGAAUAUGAAACAACGUUGCAAUCAGAACAACAAGAAACAACAGAGAAAUCAAGAGAAUAUGAAACAACGGUGCAACCAGAACAACAAGUAACUACCGAUCAACCACGAGAAUAUGAAACAACGUUGCAAUCAGAACAACAAGAAACAACAGAGAAAUCAAGAGAAUAUGAAACAACGGUGCAACCAGAACAACAAGUAACUACCGAUCAACCACGAGAAUAUGAAACAACGUUGCAAUCAGAACAACAAGAAACAACAGAGAAAUCAAGAGAAUAUGAAACAACGGUGCAACCAGAACAACAAGUAACUACCGAGCAACCACGAGAAUAUGAAACAACGUUGCAAUCAGAACAACAAGAAACAACAGAGAAAUCAAGAGAAUAUGAAACAACGGUGCAACCAGAACAACAAGUAACUACCGAUCAACCACGAGAAUAUGAAACAACGUUGCAAUCAGAACAACAAGAAACAACAGAGAAAUCAAGAGAAUAUGAAACAACGGUGCAACCAGAACAACAAGUAACUACCGAUCAACCACGAGAAUAUGAAACAACGUUGCAAUCAGAACAACAAGAAACAACAGAGAAAUCAAGAGAAUAUGAAACAACGGUGCAACCAGAACAACAAGUAACUACCGAUCAACCACGAGAAUAUGAAACAACGUUGCAAUCAGAACAACAAGAAACAACAGAGAAAUCAAGAGAAUAUGAAACAACGGUGCAACCAGAACAACAAGUAACUACCGAGCGAACACGAGAAUCCGAAACAACGUUGCAACCAGAACAACAGGACAGAACUGACCAACCAAAAGAGUCACAUACAACGUUGCAACCAGAACCACAAGAAACCACGGAACAACCACGAGAAUCUGAUACGACGUUACAACCAGAACAACAAGUAACUACCGAUCAACCACGAGAAUAUGAAUCAACGUUGCAGCCAGAGCAACAAGAAACAACGAAGCAGCUAAGAGAAAAUGAAACAACGUUGCAACCAGAACAACAAGUAACUACCGAGCGAUCUCGAGAAUCCGAAACAACGUUGCAACCAGAACAACAGGACAGAACUGACCAACCAAAAGAGUCUGAUACAACGCUGCAAUCAGAACUACAAGAAACCACGCAACAACCACGAGAAUCUGAUACAACUUUGCAACCAAAACAACAAGAAACUACCGACCAACCACGAGAAUAUGAAACAACGUUACAACCAGAACAACAAGUAACUACCGAUCGACCACGACAAUAUGAAACAACGUUGCAACCAGAACAACAAGAAACAACAGAGGUAUCAAGAGAAUAUGAAACAACGGUGCAACCAGAACAACAAGAAACAACAGAGCAAUCAAGAGAAUAUGAAACAACGGUGCAACCAGAACAACAGGAAAGAACCGAGCAACCAAGAGAAUCUUUAACAACGUUGCAGCCAGAACAACAAGAAACCACGGAACAACCACGAGAAUCUGAUACAACUUUGCAACCAGAACAACAAGUAACUACCGAUCGACCACGACAAUAUGAAACAACGUUGCAAUCAGAACAACAAGAAACAACAGAGAAAUCAAGAGAAUAUGAAACUACGGUGCAACCAGAACAACAAGUAACUACCGAUCAACCACGAGAAUAUGAAACAACGUUGCAAUCAGAACAACAAGAAACAACAGAGAAAUCAAGAGAAUAUGAAACAACGUUGCAACCAGAACAACAAGUAACUACCGAGCGAUCUCGAGAAUCCGAAACAACGUUGCAACCAGAACAACAAGUAACUACCGAGCGAUCUCGAGAAUCCGAAACAACGUUGCAACCAGAACAACAGGACAGAACUGACCAACCAAGAGAGUCUGAUACAACGCUGCAAUCAGAACUACAAGAAACCACGCAACAACCACGAGAAUCUGAUACAACUUUGCAACCAAAACAACAAGAAACUACCGACCAACCACGAGAAUAUGAAACAACGUUGCAACCAGAACAACAAGAAACAACAGAGCAAUCAAGAGAAUAUGAAACAACGGUGCAACCAGAACAACAAGAAACAACAGAGCAAUCAAGAGAAUAUGAAACAACGGUGCAACCAGAACAACAGGAAAGAACCGAGCAACCAAGAGAAUCUUUAACAACGUUGCAGCCAGAACAACAAGAAACAACGAAGCAGCUAAGAGAAAAUGAAACAACGUUGCAACCAGAACAACAAGAAACCACGGAACAACCACGAGAAUCUGAUACAACUUUGCAACCAAAACAACAAGAAACUACCGACCAACCACAAGAAUAUGAAACAACGUUGCAACCAGAACAACAAGUAACUACCGAUCAACCACGAGAAUAUGAAUCAACGUUGCAGCCGGAGCAACAAGAAACAACGAAGCAGCUAAGAGAAAAUGAAACAACGUUGCAACCAGAACAACAAGUAACUACCGAGCGAUCUCGAGAAUCCGAAACAACGUUGCAACCAGAACAACAGGACAGAACUGACCAACCAAGAGAGUCUGAUACAACGCUGCAAUCAGAACUACAAGAAACCACGGAACAACCACGAGAAUCUGAUACAACUUUGCAACCAAAACAACAAGAUACUACCGACCAACCACGAGAAUAUGAAACAACGUUGCAACCAGAACAACAAGUAACUACCGAUCGACAACGACAAUAUGAAACAACGUUGCAACUAGAACAACAAGAAACAACAGAGCAAUCAAGAGAAUAUGAAACAACGGUGCAACCAGAACAACAGGAAAGAACCGAGCAACCAAGAGAAUCUUUAACAACGUUGCAGCCAGAACAACAAGAAACAACGAAGCAGCUAAGAGAAAAUGAAACAACGUUGCAACCAGAACAACAAGUAACUACCGAGCGAUCACGAGAAUCCGAAACAACGUUGCAACCAGAACAACAGGACAGAACUGACCAACCAAGAGAGUCUGAUACAACGUUACAACCAAAACAACAAGAAACUACCGACCAACCACGAGAAUAUGAAACAACGUUGCAACCAGAUCAACAAGUAACUACCGAUCAACCACGAGAAUAUGAAACAACGUUGCAAUCAGAACAACAAGAAACAACAGAGAAAUCAAGAGAAUAUGAAACAACGGUGCAACCAGAACAACAAGAAACAACAGAGCAAUCAAGAGAAUAUGAAACAACGGUGCAACCAGAACAACAAGAAACAACAGAGCAAUCAAGAGAAUAUGAAACAACAGUGCAACCAGAACAACAAGUAACUACCGAGCGAUCUCGAGAAUCCGAAACAACGUUGCAACCAGAACAACAGGACAGAACUGACCAACCAAGAGAGUCUGAUACAACGUUGCAGCCAGAACAAACAGAAACAACGAAGCAACCAAGAGAAAAUGAUACAACGUCGCAACCAGAACAACAAGUAACUACCGAUCAACCACGAGAAUCCGAAACAACGUUGAAAUCAGAACAACAAGAAACAACAGAGCAAUCAAGAGAAGAUGAAAAAACGGUGCAACCAGAACAACAAGAAACUACCGAGCAACCGAGAGAGUCUGGUACGACAUUACAACCUGAACAACAGGAAUUAACAAAGCAACCAAGAGAAUAUGAAACAUCAGUGGCAGAAAAUGAAUUAGAAGCGACGUCGCAAACAUUAGAACCAGAAAUAACGCAGAAACCGCUAAAACCGGGGUCAAAACUUCAAUCCGAUUCACAAAUGAAGACGACAGAAAAAGGACCGAGUAAUAUCGCAACAUCCGUAACCAAUGUAAUGGAACAAAAUACAGAAACAACACCUUCUGAAUACAUUAUAACAAAAGAAACGACAACACCGAAGUCUACAUCCGGAUUUACAACAGAAUUUACACAAUCACGAGAACCAGAAGAAGUCGUUCCACCAAAAGAAUCGGAGGUAGUUCAUUUACCAGAGAAACCGGUGAAACCGAUUGGGCCCGUGACAGGCGAAGAACCUCAAACACCACAUGAAGUAACGCAAACCCCUAAACCUUCGCAAGCUAGAAGAACCGAACAAGAACCGGUCGUUCCUGUAGUAACAGUAACGACAGAAAAUACUCCUAACAAUCCAAAAUCUAACCUGGAAUUGACAACGACAAAACAAGAGGCAUCUACAACUAAACCACUUGAAGCAACGAAUGUAUAUCAGACCACCCGAUCUGUUCCCGAAUCAUCUACAGCACCAACUAAAACAAACCCUGCAGAAACCGCAACUCCCAAAUCGAACAUAAAAACAGUAACGACUACACCAGAAAUAAACAAAGAUAAAUGUACUCCGCAAACCGAGAAAAAUGAACAUGCAGAUGGAUCUAGCACUGAACCUAAUAGGACGGUGCCUUGCAAUAAGCCGCCUGCAGGACCUGGGCAGAAGGAGCCGGCGACUGACUUGCAGCCUACCCCGCCUGGUACUGGAGGCAAAUUGGCCUUGAAUCAAGGCAAGAAAGAAAUAAUGCAAGCUUUGGAAACCAGCAUGAAUUUGAAGGUUUUAAUUCUGCCAAAUGGUCCUCAAGGGCAGAACUGUUUCUGUACUUGUGACAACACGAGCGCACCUAAACUUAUUCCUUUAAAAGAUUUGCCGGCUGGUAUCACUGGCAGUUGAGUUAUUUAAAUCAAAAUGUUUAAUUUUGUCUUAAAUUUAAAGCUACCUGUCAUUAUGAUUUGCAAAUUGAAUACUAAUAAAUUGUAAUGAAAUUGUAAUAAAACACGUUUUGAAUUUAAUUAAAUACCUGCAGAUA
This is a messenger RNA of Bombyx mandarina (wild silkworm), 8214 nucleotides long. RefSeq lists its product as uncharacterized. Gene Ontology annotation, biological process: regulation of actin filament polymerization. NCBI's taxonomy places the organism in Eukaryota, Metazoa, Arthropoda, Insecta, Lepidoptera, Bombycidae. Gene Ontology annotation, molecular function: actin filament binding. The record is from RefSeq and is a predicted model, not a curated record. Gene Ontology annotation, cellular component: actin filament; cortical actin cytoskeleton.